GCGGCGGGGAAAAAAGCGGCGAGAGGGAGGAAACGGCGCUUGAGAAGGAGGAGACGAGCAGCGCGGGGGCGAAGCUCGCGAGGGAGCCGAGCAGGAGUUGGUGAGAGGCGUACAACUCGGAGCAUUAUAUAACACUGUCAGCUUAAUCAUGGAUCUGGAGAAAUCUUCUGUCUGGGGAUCGCUGAAACAAAGGACGAAGCCUUUGUUACAAAACCUGAGCGUCAGAAGGACUAAAAAAAGCUCAACCAAACUCAUCGAGAAAAGAAAAAUUCAUCCUUUAGAUCGCCGACUUAGCUCCUCGGUGCCCGACGUGCUGAACAUAGAAACAAAACUUGAAGAAGAGACCCAUUACUCAAGGGCCAAAGCCAUGUCCACUUACUUCCCAAGCGGUUUUUCUGCCACGGAGAUAUUUCUUGAAACCAGUAGUGACUCUUCCACCAGGCAGUCAGAGGAGGAAUGGCAAUGGCGGAAGGAGGAGACUGUCCGCUUGGAAAUUGGGGUUCAGGAAACUGAAGAGUUGGUGGUUUCUGCAUCAGAUCUGGAAGAGAGGCGGAAAUCCAGCGAAGAUUUUUUUGAGCUUCUGCAAAGGAAUACUUUCAACAGUGACGUUACAGAAGACCCCCUUGAGCAAUCCUACGGAGAUUCCAGCCUUGACUCUUCAUAUUCGUCUCAGAUAUCUGAACCUACUCUUGAGGGAGCCGGUGAUGGUUUGAAUAAACCCAGUUCCUUUGCAUAUCUGCUGAUGAUACACCUGAAGGAAGGCAGGAACCUGGUCAUCCGGGAUCGCUGUGGUACAAGUGAUCCCUAUGUGAAGUUUAAGCUGAAUGGGAAAACCCUGUAUAAAAGCAAAGUGGUCUAUAAAAACCUGAAUCCAGUUUGGGAUGAAACCGUUGUGCUUCCAAUACAAUCUCUGGAGCAGAAGCUCUGGGUGAAGGUUUAUGACAGAGACUUGACUUCUUCCGAUUUUAUGGGCUCAGCUGUCCUAAUGCUUGACAAACUGGAACUGAACAGGACCAUUGAAAAAAUCCUAAAUCUGGAAGACCCAAAUAGCUUAGAGGAUGAUAUGGGUGUGAUUGUGCUGAAUUUAAGGCUUGUUGUGAAGUCAUGCGAUAUUAAAAGAAAUCGAUGGCCAAACCGAAGGAGAUGCUCUGUACCAAAGGCAAGUUUCAUGAGAACCAGCAGGCUGGUCGACACGCUGCAAAAAAACCAGUUGUGGAAUGGCACAGUUACUGUGGCUUUACUGGAAGGAAGGAAUAUCCCCAUGGCGGGCAUGACCUGCAUCUUCGUUUUGUUGAAAAUGGGCCAGGAAAAAUUCAAAAGUCGGACGCUGUGUAAGAGUGCAAAUCCACAGUGGAGGGAACAGUUUGAUUUUCAUUACUUCUCUGACAGGAAAGAUGUAUUGGAAAUUGAGAUCUGGGGAAAAGAUAACAAAAAGCACGAAGAAAUUUUGGGAAUAUGCAAAGUUGAUGUUGGAGGACUCUCUGAAAAACAAGCCAACUUUUUGGAAUUGCCUCUGGAGAAACAGCCUGGUUUCCUGAUGAUGGUGAUCUCUGUGGCACCUUGCUUAGGGGUGUCCAUCUCUGAUUUGUGCGUGUGCCCUCUGGGAGACCCCAGUGAAAGAAAGCAGAUCGUCCAGCGUUAUAGUUUUAGGAACUCUUUCCAAAACAUGAAGGAUAUUGGUUUUUUGCAAGUCAAACUUUUAAAAGCGGUUGAUCUGUUAGCUGCAGAUUUUUCAGGCAAAAGCGAUCCCUUCUGCGUCUUGGAAUUAGGGAACAGCAGACUUCAGAGUUACACUGUUUACAAAAACCUCAACCCAGAAUGGAAUCAGGUCUUUACUUUCCCUAUUAAAGACAUUCACGACAUUCUCGAAGUCAUGGUGUUUGAUGAAGAUGGAGAUAAGCCGCCUGACUUUCUUGGAAAAGUUGCCAUCCCUUUGCUGUCUAUUAAAAAUGGGCAGCAAAGUUGCUACGUGUUAAAGAAUAAAGAUCUGGAACUUCCAUUGAAAGGCAUGGUCCACUUGGAAAUAGAAGUCCUGUUUAAUCCUAUAAGAGCAAGCAUCAGAACCUUUUUUCCACGCGAGAGGAGAAGUUUGGAAGACAACCGCAAGUUUUCCAAGAAGAUCUUAUCAAGAAAUGUGGAUCGGGUGAAACGGAUCUCCAUGGCAAUUUGGAACACGAUACAGUUCCUCCGAAGCUGCUUUCACUGGGAAUCCCCUAUAAGAAGCUUGAUAGCUUUUGUGGUGUUCGUGACCACAGUGUGGCAUUUUGAGCCCUACAUGGUGCCCUUAGCGUUGUUGAUGCUCUUUGUGUACAACAUCUCCCUUAGCAGUCCUGACAAAGCCUUAAUCACACAAGACCCUCAGGAAUACAUUAUUGUAGAAGAGGACGAGGAUGAUGAUGACAAGGAGUCUGACAAAAAGGGUUUAAUAGAAAGAAUUCACAUGGUCCAAGACAUUGUUAUAACAGUCCAAACACUUUUGGAGGAAAUAGCAUCUUUUGCAGAAAGGAUAAAAAAUACGUUCAACUGGACUGUUCCUUUCCUCUCUGCACUGGCUUGCUUGGUGCUCACAGUAGCAAUGUUUGUGCUGUAUUACAUACCAUUGCGGUACAUCAUUUUAAUAUGGGGCAUACAUAAAUUUACCAAGAAGCUAAGGAAUCCUUAUUCCAUUGACAAUAAUGAGUUGCUGGACUUCCUCUCCAGGGUCCCAUCCGAUGUUCAGAGGGUGCAACAGGCUGAAUUGAAACCAUACAGCAGUUCCAGUCCCCUUAGGAAGAAAAGGAGCGCCUAGUAGGAUAUGAACCUUGGAAUGCAAGGUGCCCCUUCCGGGAACGCUGCGUACACGGGCUGCCUCUCCGCGCCACCCUCCCACUUCGCCUUGCAGAUCCGAUCAGUGCUGCAUUCACUCCAUCCAGGGUUGUCUGGAAGUCAUAUUUGGACUUCAAACAACAACAAAAAAAAAUCAAAGUCGUUCAUAGGAAUGACUUAUUUGACCCGGCUUAUUUGUCUCUGGAAGACAGAAAAAGAGGACUGUCCAAAUCCAGCACGGCAUUGAGAGCAGAUUGGAGAACCAAAGACGGAUGAGACGUUUUCUUUCUUUCUUUCUUUCUUUCUUUCUUUCUUUCUUUCUUUCUUUCUUUCUUUCUUUCUUUCUUUCUUUCUUUCUUUCUUUCUUUCUUUCUUUCUUUCCUUCCUUCCUUCCUUCCUUCCUUCCUUCCUUCCUUCCUUCCUUCCUUCCUUCCUUUUAUUCUGUAUGAUAGAAAAGCCAUUUUUAAGUUCCCAUUUUUGGCUGCCAAUUUGUCCCUGACAUAGUAACAGUUCAAAAAACCAUAAAGCCAGAUUGACUCUCAUCCUGGGUGGCAGAGUCAAAACAAGGUUGAAUUUGUCUUGUUAUGUAAAAUAGAAAAGUGCCUCUUUUUUAAAAAAACAAACAGUUUUUG
Pseudonaja textilis is the source of this 3437-nucleotide messenger RNA. RefSeq names its product multiple C2 and transmembrane domain containing 2 (gene MCTP2). Gene Ontology annotation, biological process: regulation of neurotransmitter secretion. Gene Ontology annotation, molecular function: calcium ion binding. Lineage: Eukaryota; Metazoa; Chordata; Lepidosauria; Squamata; Elapidae. The record is from RefSeq and is a predicted model, not a curated record. Gene Ontology annotation, cellular component: synaptic vesicle membrane.